AUGAGCGCUCGUAUGUUCACGAAACUUUGUUUUCUUUUGCUUGUGGGACAAGCAGUGAUUCUCAGGUGUACAGCGGCAGAGGAUGAUGCUUCUGGUGAGAAAUCUCCACAUUUUUCAAAUACUGAGAAGAUGGCGAUAGAGGUCGUGCCCGUGAAGAGAACUAGUGAACAAGAAGACACCGUUCCUUCGGCUUCCAAUGACGAGAUGGGUUUAUCGGAUGACAAAUCCCGGUCGGGUGUAGGGGAGGAUCCAACGACGAUUGCAGGGCUCGAACAGCCUUGUGCCUCUUCAGUUUCGUCAAGAACUCACACAGAUUCUGACGGCAAUGAAACGCACACGAUGAAGGAAAAGAGGAACAGCGUUUCAACUGAGAAAGACCAACGUAGAAGAAGCUCUGGCAGAAGCUUUUUGGCUCCUAAAGACAUGUCUCUACGGUCGCCUGUGUACACAACUCUCCCCUUCCCAGCGUCUCUCGAAGUCAUGCAAUCUGUUCUGGCAAGUCUCUGGCAGCCAGUCCCAUUAUUCUACUUUCUCUUGCCCCUGGAUGGGGAGUUGCAGACAGAGAAGAAAGCAUCCACUGCAAGACAACGAAAGUCGGAUCACCUGACGAAUGAAGAGAUCCCUCCCUCUGGAGAUGGAAAAUUGGCAGGACAGCCGCAGAAGCAGACACAGGAAGAUGGCACGAAAGGGGCCAAUCUCUCUGUAGGCCAGGAGGCCGCUCCUGCCUCACAACAAUCACAACCAUCAGGGACAAUAUCCGCGACUUCGGAGGGGCACGAAAGCGAAAAUGAGGAAACACGGCGUUCACGCAGUUCAAACAGACGUGGCUCUGCCUCGUCGUCGUCAAGACACUCGUCGUAUCCUUAUUAUCGAGGUGACCGCUAUGAUCCCGUAAGAGAUUACCUUGCGGCUUCAUUAGCCUCCCAGUACUAUAGUGGAAACGCCUUCUUCCCCCUUCCAUACUACCAGUACGUACCACUUUCAAUGGCACCAUAUGAAGCUGCAGAUAUCAUGGCAUCUAUGUACUUCUAUGGCGACAGAGAGCAUGCCGGCGGAAGAGAUCUUCAGGACCAACGGGAUCAUGAAUAUUUCCCUUCCAUCCACACAGGAGACCACACCGGAAUUCAUCAACGACCGUCAAGGCAUGAGUACGAGCACCGUCAAUACGGCAGUCGAUAUAAUCAUGGAAUGGAUCGGUUCUUCUAUUGA
Molecule: messenger RNA, 1209 nt
Organism: Neospora caninum
Lineage: Eukaryota; Apicomplexa; Conoidasida; Eucoccidiorida; Sarcocystidae
Exons: 1
Coding region: 1-1209 (402 amino acids)
Source: RefSeq, a predicted model, not a curated record